This is a messenger RNA of Mercurialis annua (annual mercury), 1440 nucleotides long. Its product is annotated as probable WRKY transcription factor 53. The transcript has 3 exons. Gene Ontology annotation, molecular function: transcription cis-regulatory region binding; DNA-binding transcription factor activity. The coding region runs from base 277 to 1296 and encodes 339 amino acids. Gene Ontology annotation, cellular component: nucleus. The record is from RefSeq and is a predicted model, not a curated record. Lineage: Eukaryota; Viridiplantae; Streptophyta; Magnoliopsida; Malpighiales; Euphorbiaceae. Gene Ontology annotation, biological process: regulation of DNA-templated transcription.
ACUUUCUUCCUCUUUGAACCACAAUUCUUAUGACCAAAGACCGGUCUAAAAUGGAGAAAUUAAUCCAGUGCGUAUUACUGUUUAAUUUACAAUCAAACUUCUGCCUUUAUAACCUAAUUUCCCUCAAAUCCCAAACCAACCAUCGUCUCAUCUCUCAGCUUCUCACAUCUAUCUCUUCUUGAGAUAAAAAUAUUGUAUACUAUCAAUAAAUAUAUACAAUUUAAUAAGCUAAUCACUUCUAUACCCUAUUCUGUUGUUUGCUUAAUUUACAAGUAAAUGGAGAAAAUGGGAGAUUGGGAGAAAAAAAACCUCGUAAACGAGCUCGUAACGGGGAGGGAGCUAGCUAGACAGCUUCAAAUUCAUGUCAAUGUUCCAUCUUCUUCGAGAGAAACUCGUGAACUAUUGGUGCAAAAGAUCGUAACUUCUUAUGAAAAUGCACUUUCCAUGCUAAAUUUGAGCAGCUUAAUGCAACAAUCGGGAGCCACUGCCCGAAUAAUGCCGUCGGAUUCGCCAUCGGCUUCUUUAGGUGGAAGUCCCCGGAGUGAUCAAGACUCUGACCGGGAAUUGAAGGACCAGCAGGACCCUAAUAGGAAGAGGAAGAGCAGUGAAAAGUGGACAAAACAAGUGCGAGUUAACCUAGGGAUGGGACUAGAAGGACCACUUGAAGAUGGGUUUAGCUGGAGAAAAUAUGGCCAGAAAGAUAUUCUUGGAGCUAAAUAUCCAAGGGGAUAUUAUAGAUGCACUCACAGAAUCCUCCAAGGCUGUUUAGCCACAAAACAAGUGCAACGAUCCGAUGAAGACCCUACCAUUUUUGACAUUACGUAUCGAGGAAGGCACUCUUGCACCGGCCAAAUGUUCCAUCAGAGUUCUCAGCCACUUGAUCAGAAUCAAGAAAUUACUAACCCUAGCAUGGAGCCCCGACAACAAGAAACUCAGCCUCUCUCUCAAGAUCUUCUCUUGAACUUCCGUUCAGAUCUUAAGGUUAUUACAGAAGGAUUUGACCACCACCAAGAACAAUCAAUCCUCCCGUUCAAUUUUACGCCGGAAAAUCAAGCUUUUUCUCCGUCGUUUAUGUCUUCAGCACCAGAGAAUACAAACUAUUUCUCAGCUUCUUCAAGUGGCGUUGUUCAUCAGAGCUAUGGAGGACAGAACCAGAGACUUCAAGCCACUGAAUCGGAAUUAAGUGACAUGAUUGCUGCUAAUUCUCCUAAUGCUGGUGUUGAAUUCCCGUUUGGAAAUGUCGAAUUUGAUCCGAAAUAUUUCUCAUUCGACAACAUUAAUGGGUUUAUUUCUUAAGGCCGAGAUUAAUGCAGAAGCAGAUGAUCAUUACAAUAAGAAACUCAAACCUAAGUUUGAAACAAAUUUUGCAUGUUGAAAUUAAAUAUUAAUUAGUUGCUGUCAUCUAUGUUUAGUUAUAUGUGGAUUCUACGAAUUUGCUGA